AUAUUCUCUUUCUCCUUUCCUUUUCCUCUCUCAAGUGACAGUCAUCACCUACGCAUCUUUCACCCACCCGAGAGAAAAUACAGAGAACAGAGAGGAAUGGAAAUGGAAGGAAGAAGGAGAGAAGUGGUUGUUUCGUCUCUUCAAUUCGCCUGCUCCGACGAUAUCUCCUCCAACGUCGCCUCCGCUGAAAGGUUCCCCCUUUCUCCUCUCUCUCUCUCCCCCUCUUCUCAUUUUCCCUGCUCCUUGAGAAGAAGGUUAACUUGCUUACAUCUAUUAUGCAGGCUGGUCAGAGAAGCACACGCCAAAGGAGCCAACAUCGUUCUUAUUCAGGAACUUUUUGAGGGAUAUUACUUCUGUCAAGCACAAAGAGAGGACUACUUUCAGCGAGCCAAGCCUUACAAGGACCAUCCUACCAUUGCAAGGAUGCAGAAGCUGGCGAAGGAGCUGGGUGUUGUGAUACCCGUUAGCUUCUUUGAGGAGGCAAAUACUGCGCAUUACAACUCUAUUGCCAUUAUUGACGCUGAUGGAACUGAUCUAGGGAUUUAUAGGAAGUCGCAUAUUCCUGAUGGACCAGGGUAUCAAGAGAAGUUUUAUUUCAAUCCCGGAGACACUGGCUUUAAGGUUUUCCAGACAAAGUUUGCAAAAAUUGGGGUUGCUAUAUGUUGGGACCAAUGGUUUCCCGAGGCAGCUCGAGCUAUGGUUCUACAGGGUGCUGAAGUACUGUUUUAUCCCACUGCCAUUGGUUCUGAGCCUCAAGACCAGGGGUUGGAUUCACGUGAUCAUUGGAGGAGAGUCAUGCAAGGGCAUGCUGGAGCUAAUGUGGUGCCUCUAGUAGCCUCGAACCGCAUAGGGAAGGAAAUAAUUGAAACCGAGCAUGGACCGAGUCAGAUCACUUUCUAUGGAAAUUCCUUCAUUGCCGGACCGACGGGUGAAAUUGUGGCCGAGGCCGAUGAUAAAACAGAAGCUGUUCUCGUGGCACAGUUUGAUCUGGAGAAGAUCAAGUCGAAGAGGCAAAGCUGGGGAGUGUUUCGUGACCGCCGUCCAGAUUUGUACAAGGUGCUUCUUACUAUGGACGGUAACCUUUGAAAUCUUAUGCUGUUUAAACCUUUUCCAUGAGAUGACACUGGGAAGCAUUGCUUAAAGACCUUACAAUAAGUUCCAUUUGUAUUUUCUUCAAUAAAUAGAGCUCUACUACAUGUGCUGGCUCUUUCAUGGCUGCCAGUUUUGCUUACAAAAACACAUUAAUCGUUUGUGUUUGGCGUUUACAUAAUGAAUAACGUUGUUAUUUUCUUA
This is a messenger RNA of Brassica oleracea var. oleracea, 1293 nucleotides long. Its product is annotated as N-carbamoylputrescine amidase. The transcript has 8 exons. The record is from RefSeq and is a predicted model, not a curated record. Gene Ontology annotation, molecular function: N-carbamoylputrescine amidase activity. Lineage: Eukaryota; Viridiplantae; Streptophyta; Magnoliopsida; Brassicales; Brassicaceae. Bases 97 to 1086 code for a protein of 329 amino acids.